AUGGAUUCCACGCGUCAGAAACCACCCAAAUUGCAACCUGGACCACAUGACCCAAAACCGGGUCCACUUCGUGCACUACCUGUCAGCUCAUCUGAGCUGGACUACCAAGCAAUCAAGUCCGGGUCAGCACCGGUGACGCUGGUCGGAAUAAGCCGACCGAGACCCACUGCCCUCAGGACUAAAUCCGCUACCAAGAAUGUAGAUUUGAUCCCGGCUUGCAUCCCGGGACCGCAUAGCGCCAACGUCUCGCCUCGGUCCCCGUCUGAGUCCGUGGUGUCUCCUCACAGUCCUCAGGCAUCCCUGAACCCAAACUCUAGUCUGAGUCCCUCACCGCCUGCCAAUACGACACGAGCCAAGGAUGAUAGCAGUGACUUCAGGGUCCACAUCGCCACAUGGAACGUGGGCUCGGCCGUCCCGCCGGAUGACAUCAGCGCGGUGUUCGGACACGACGUGUCAGAUGGGACCGUCGACAUGUUUGUCAUCGGGCUCCAGGAGGUGAACUCCAUGAUCAACAAACGACUGAAGGAUGCUCUUUUCUCAGACCAGUGGAGCGAGCUCUGUAUGGACACGCUCAGUCCCUUCGGAUACGUUCUGGUGGCAUCCCAGCGGAUGCAAGGUGUGCUGCUGCUAGUCUUCUCCAAAUUUGUCCAUCUUCCGUUCCUCCGUGGCGUGCAGACACAGAGCACUCGCACAGGACUCGGCGGGUGUUGGGGCAACAAAGGCGGCGUGAGUGCCAGGAUGACCGUGUUUGGACACCCCGUGUGCUUCCUCAAUUGCCAUCUGCCUGCUCACAUGAGGAACCUGGAGCAGCGGAUGGAGGACUUUGAGAGCAUCCUGCAGCAGCAGCAGUUUGAAGGAGGGGCUGCCACUGGGGUGCUGGAUCACGACGUCGUCUUUUGGUUUGGAGAUUUGAACUUUCGAAUUGAAGAUUAUGAUAUCCAUGUGGUGAAAUGCGCCAUUGAUAGCAAUAAGCUGCCUCUGCUGUGGGAGAGAGAUCAGCUCAACCUGGCUAAAAGCACAGAAUCCAUCCUGGAAGGCUUCACGGAGGGUCCGCUCAAAUUCCCGCCCACGUAUAAGUUUGAUGUGGGCACCCACACCUAUGACACAAGCGCGAAAAAGAGGAAGCCCGCGUGGACCGAUCGCAUCCUGUGGCGCCUCCGUCGCACCGGCUCCCCUGUUCCUACCCACAACGCGGCACUUCAGAGGGGCCUGACCUCAUGGCUGGGUGGCGCAACCAAAGUGACGCAGCACGAAUACAAAAGCCACAUGGGCUUCACCAUCAGUGACCACAAGCCUGUGUCGGCCCUGUUUUCCCUGCAUUUUCCCUUCAGGGUUGACAUGCCUUUGGUGGAGCUGCAGGCCAACAAGGAAUGGCUGAAAGUCUCCGAUGCAACAGUAAAGUUCACGUUUGCUUCCAAUUAUCAUCGCAGCUCAUGGGAUUGGGUAGCCAUAUACAAGGUGGGAUUUAGGCACCAUAAAGAUUACCAAGCAUAUGUGUGGGCCAAAGGGGAGCACGCUGGGCAGGUGUCAUUUUCAGAGGAGGACUUACCAAGAGAUGAUUGUGAAUACAUCCUGGGUUUCUACAGUAAUAAUAUGAACAGUAUUGUUGGAUUGUCAACAAACAUUCAGAUUAAGCUUCCGAUCCACAGCCCGUCGGCACACCGUUCCGACAGCUCCGAGGUGAGCUCGGAAGACGACAGCACCGUGGUCCUGUUAGCGCCCAACUCCCGCAGCCCCAGCCCGAAACCUAUUAAGCAUCAUCACUGCCGUCGCAGCCGCAGCCCCGCCGUGGCGUCCAACUCCCUCCCGUCCCUGCAAGGGCUCAGCUUGUGCCCCCUUCCCAAAGAGACGGGCAGCCGCUCACCCGGCUGUAAAAAAGAACGACUGUUCUCCACCGGCUCGCAGUCGUCUCCGGCCAUCAGCCCGCUCAGUCCCCGGAGCCCCGUGUCCCCGGGCGGAGGGGUUACGGCACCGGAAGCCCUGAUCGUUGCCAUUUUAGGGGAGCACAGGCCUGCUCAGGUUAGCCCCACGGGGCUCAAACAUCUCGGAAGCAACACUUCAUAG
Molecule: messenger RNA, 2064 nt
Organism: Nerophis lumbriciformis (worm pipefish)
Lineage: Eukaryota; Metazoa; Chordata; Actinopteri; Syngnathiformes; Syngnathidae
Source: RefSeq, a predicted model, not a curated record